Maylandia zebra (zebra mbuna) is the source of this 3457-nucleotide messenger RNA. It is a transcript of the gene tbc1d10b, whose product is annotated as TBC1 domain family, member 10b. Gene Ontology annotation, molecular function: GTPase activator activity; small GTPase binding. Gene Ontology annotation, biological process: regulation of GTPase activity. The record is from RefSeq and is a predicted model, not a curated record. NCBI's taxonomy places the organism in Eukaryota, Metazoa, Chordata, Actinopteri, Cichliformes, Cichlidae.
CGCGCGCGUAGCUGUCAGUAGGAAAUACAGGCUGUUCGUGUCUGCCGAGCCCCUGCGGCUGUGCCUGGACAUCUGAUCACAGAAAGUCGGCCUAUUACAAAAUGAAAAUUAUCACUUACAGACUCGCUUGACUUUGGUGAGAAUGCGUCGAACAAGUGCGCAUGUGUAACCGCGGUACCGAGGCAUCCCGCUAGCUAGCACGGCUAACAGAAACAGAACACUAUCGGGGCUAAUGCUAAUAGUUAAAUAAGCUAACUUAGCUAGCUGUUAACUUAGCUAGCUAGCUCACGGAUUGCGGGACGUUUGUUCUCCCAGCUCAUCUCCCCGUUCAGCGGUUCCUGCCCCUGUGUCGCCUUUUCGUGUUCUCAUUAAUUGGAUAAGGUUACGGAACCGGAGCUGUGGCGGGGGGACGAGACGACAGGAACCCCCUGGCUGGCUAUCCAGGCGGACCGAUCACAGUGACACGCCGGUGUGGGAGAGAGUGGAACCAUGGCUGAGCUUUCCACCUUAUCCCCAUCCCCACCUGCUUUGGGUGAUCCUCAUGCAGCUCCAUCUAUCCCUCCGUCAUCACCAGGGCUUCCUCCACCUAACAGCACUGCUACAGAGUCUCCCAGGGAGGUGUCCAUACCCAAGUCUUCCCUUUUUAAUGACAAAGCUUUGAGUGGAAAAACUUCUGCAGUACUGGCAGGGGGGUCCCCCUUGAUUCCCCGCCGAUCCUCAAAUCCUCCCGACCUCACAGCUGAGGCUUUCCUUCUAUCAUCGGUACAGGAGCCUGCUCCAGGGAAUGAAGAAUCAGCAGGAAAGCCACCAGCUCCAAGCGAAGUGGCACAGGCGUCCCCCUCUCCUGAUCUAAAUCCUGGUCCUAACCUAUACCCUAACCUGCAAGUCACCUGUAACCCAAAUCCUGUUGUAGAAGAAGCUCAACUUAAAGUGGGACAACCCCAGACGACUGCAGGUCCCAAUCCCGCACCUGCUCCUCCAGUCUUAUCAUCAUCAGCAGCUGAAGGAGAAAAACCUCAGCCGCUCCAAGAAGCACAAAAUGCUCCAAACGAGCCUCCACCUUUGUACCCAAAGCCUGGUACUCCCAAUGAAGCCAGGAUGGGAGAACUGCCUGCUACUCCUACCAGAGCUGAACCCCACAGCCCACCACUCCCCCUGAUCCAAGAGCCACCGUUGUCCUUCGCUCUACCCAAACCCCGGCCGGCACCAGACACCCUCAGUUACCUUGAGUCAGCCAGUCUGAUGUCUGGAACUUUGGAGUCUCUGUCUGGACUGGGAGAAGAUGGCAGCUCCGUGGGGUCAGAUUCAGAGAUUAAUGGCCUAACUGUCAGACGCACUGACAAGUAUGGCUUCCUAGGUGGGAAUCAGUACAGUGAAGGGGGUGAAAAGGAAGUUCGAAUUGAAGUUGCACGACAGCGGGAGAUGAAAUGGAUUGACAUGUUCUGCCACUGGGAUAAGUGGGUCAAACAUCGCUUCCAGAAGGUGAAGCUGCGCUGUAGGAAGGGGAUUCCAUCCUCUCUCAGAGCAAGAGCCUGGCAGCUGCUGUCCAACAGUGAGGAGCUUCUAAGAGACAACCCUGGGAAAUUUGAGGAGCUGGAGAGAGAGCAGGGAGAGGCUAAAUGGUUGGACAUUAUAGAGAAGGAUCUCCACAGGCAGUUCCCCUUUCAUGAGAUGUUUGCUGCUCGCGGUGGCCAUGGGCAACAGGAUCUGUACCGAAUCCUCAAGGCCUACACCAUCUACCGGCCCGAUGAGGGUUACUGCCAGGCCCAAGCGCCGGUGGCUGCAGUACUGCUCAUGCACAUGCCUGCAGAGCAAGCGUUUUGGUGCCUCGUCCAAAUAUGUGAGAAAUAUCUUCCUGGCUACUACAGUGCAGGGCUGGAAGCGAUUCAACUUGAUGGCGAAAUCUUUUUCUCUGUGCUGCGUCGCACGUGUCCAAUGGCGUAUCGUCAUCUUAAGAAGUUCAAGAUUGAUCCCAUUCUCUACAUGACGGAGUGGUUCAUGUGCAUCUUCUCACGCACUUUACCAUGGUCCUGUGUCCUGCGUGUAUGGGACAUGUUCUUCUGUGAAGGAGUGAAGAUAGUCUUCCGUGUCGGCCUGGUGCUGCUGAAACAGAUGCUUGGUUCUGUGGAUAAACUUCGGGAACUUCAGGGCAUGUAUGAGACCAUGGAGCGUCUAAGAAACAUCUCACCCGACACUAUCAGAGAGGACAUAUUGGUACAGGAGAUCGUCGCUCUCCCAGUGACUGAGGCACUCAUAGAGAGAGAGUGCAACAUUCAGGUGAGGAAGUGGAGGGAGUCCAGAGGGGAACUUAUGCACCAGCCGGGACGCCGCCUUCACGGUACAAGAGCUAUCUUUGAGUACAAACGCAGAGCUGCUUCCAUCAGCUCUGGUGGAAGCUUCUCUUUCCUAGGAAGCUCGAUCCCACCACCAGGACCCCUCAGGGCCUCUUCCAGUUUGCUGUCACUCCCUGGCUUCCGCAAAUCUAAGGCUCCUUUCCACUCCCACGCCAAGAAGGGCUCCUUCUCAGGGCCGUCAGGAUUUGAGGGCUUUCCACCUCCGUCACCACCCGCAGUAACAUCGAGCUCGAACCGAGGGCCCAGCCAGAAACCACCUAUGCCCCCAGGGGCAGGUCAUAAGGCAGCACCGCAGAGCCCCUUAGUAUCAAAGGUGGCUAGUUCAUCUCAUGGUCCUGCUCCAGCCUCAGAGAGCACAUCAGCACAGGGCGAGCCUGCUUCUUCGGCCCCAAUGCAAAGCACACCACAACCCCCCACUACUCUGGCCCCCUCUCCUAAGAUCGUCUCGGAGCAAAUUACUCCCACUAUCCCGUCUCCUACUGCAAACAACACCCCUCUGCCCCCAUUACCAGAUUCAAAAAAAGAAACUGCACCUCCAUCAGCCGAUGCCGCAAAUGUGGAGGAAGAAGGAAAGAAGAAGAAGAAAAGCAAAGAGGACAAGAAGAAGGAGAAAGAAGACGAGAAGAAAAAACAGAAGGAAAAAAAGGAAAAAGAAAAGGCUGAAAAAGAGAGGCUCAAAAAAGAGAAAGAGAAGCUAGAAAAAGAGAAGAAGAAAGGGGGCAAGAAAAAAGACAAAGGAGGAGGAGGAGGGGAUGCAGAGGACAAAAAUGGAGCUGCAGCAGCGAAAGAGUCGGCCUAAUUUUCCACCUCGUCAUUCCAGGAUAACAAAAAAAGGGAGGCUGAACAAACAAAACAACACAAAAAAGAGGUCAGGGGAACAAAAGAUCCCCAAAAACAGUGACUAAUAUAAAAAUGGGAUGGCUUCCUAUAUAAUGCAUCAUUUCAAGGAUUUAAAGUAGUGUAAGGACUAUGUUGGAGAAAACUGGAUCAUGGUUUCAACAGCACUUUUUGCCUCUUGUGAGAUGGGACAAAAUUUCCUUUUUUUCUUUCUUUUUUUCCCCAACUGGAGCAUGGACUGUGAAACUUUUUUUUAAUUAUUAUAU